UUACUCCCCAAGAGAAUGCAAAAAUUGCAAAACUUCCCCAGAUCUUUCCAAAAUUAAAAACUGGCCCCCACUUUUCUUCGGAGUUUUUCUCGAGCUUCCUGUGCAGAGGCUUGCUUUCAAUUCCGCUGGUGGGGGUUCCAUGACAUCGACGAUGGGAAGGCGAUCCAUAUGGGUUGCUCUUCUCGUCAUCUCUCUUCUUUUUUCGUUGCGACCUCAGAGAGUUUCUUCCACUCUUCCUCUUCAAUCAUUGAAUCAGGGUUCUAAAGAUUCUGCCACUGAGAGUGCUCCAAAGCAGGAUUGGAACGAUGCUCGUGAGGUACACUGCUCGAGAGAAAGGAGUAGGGCGGCGUGGAAAAUAAUUGAGGAGUAUCUAAUGCCCUUUGUGGAUAAAAAGAAACACAAGAUUUCAACGGAGUGUAGGCUUCACCCGGAUAAUGAUAUGUUCAGAGAUCAAGAACAGCACAAAACGCAUCUAGAUUUUAAUGACUGGAAGUGUGGAUAUUGUAGAAAAAGAUUCUAUGAAGAGAAGUAUCUUGAUCAGCAUUUUGACAAUAGACACUAUGAUUUGCUGAAUGUGAGUCGAAACAAGUGCAUGGCAGAUCUUUGUGGUGCAUUGCACUGUGAUCAUGUGAUGGAUUCAGUAUCACAGAAGAAAAGUAAAUGCAAUCCUGCUGCUACUGCAAGAAACAAACACAUGUGUGAGGCUCUUGCUGAUAGUUGUUUUCCCAUCAACCAGGGUGUAGCGAGCCAUCUUCACGAAUUCUUCUUGCGCCAGUUCUGUGAUGCACACACUUGUAGCGGAAAGCCAAAACCGUUCUCGAGAGGUCGACAGGUUAGGACGAGUUGGUCCUACGUCGUUAUUUCAGUUUUGACCAUACUUAUUGUGCUGUUUUUCUAUGUCUUCGUUUACUUAUAUAAGAGAGGAAUGCGAACGAGACCACAAGUGUUGAAGCGCCUCUCGGAAAGUGGAAGAAAGAAAAAACCUUCGUAGAAUAGAAAGAAACUCUUGCCCUUUCAUUAACAAUAUGCAUAUUUAUUUACGUAACGGGCCGUAACGGGCCAAACCGGACAACAUCUUCUCGAUCACUUUUUAGGUAGAGAGGGCAAAGCUUGUUCGUUUUAAGGAGUUUGUUUUCCCUCAUCAUUUGUAAUUAUAGAGCUCUAAAUACAAACCCAUCAUCUCGGGAGCAAUAAGAUUUUUGUAUCAUAACAUUUC
Messenger RNA from Cucurbita moschata (crookneck pumpkin), 1216 nucleotides. RefSeq lists its product as uncharacterized. The coding region runs from base 140 to 991 and encodes 283 amino acids. Lineage: Eukaryota; Viridiplantae; Streptophyta; Magnoliopsida; Cucurbitales; Cucurbitaceae. The record is from RefSeq and is a predicted model, not a curated record. The transcript has 9 exons.